AUGGGCAUGGCAUCGGAUGACGAGGGCUUCCAGGGGGCCAAGGAUGACAUGAAGAUGCCCGUGGUCUCCGUGAGCCCCGCGGCAAGUGGCGACCUGGCCGUCAAGCUUGGGUCCGUCUCGGGAGUGACCCAUGAGAGCCUGGGCGAGGCCACCAGACUGACAGAGGACAGGCAGGCCCUGGCCACGCCGGCCUCCUCCCGGGCGGCCACCGGUGGGGCGGCCCCUAAGCCCCUGCCCUCCAGGGCUCACGUCCAGCUGGAUCCAGGGCCCCGGCCCCCGCCUGGUGCCAGCUGGGAGGACCUCCGAGACCCUCACCUGCCUCCUGCCCUGGUGGUGACGGCGCCGCACCCCACCUUUCACAGAUCCCCCCCGACCGUCCUGCGCAGGUGCUGGCGCCGGCAGAGCGCAGCUGGCACGAAAGCCCGGCAUGGCCUGAGUGUGGCUGAGGACCUCACCCCCCGGUUCAGGGCAGCCUGCGAGCGGCAAGCCGUGACCGUCACCCUGCAGGAGGGCAGUGCGUCCCUGACCCUGUCGGAGGGCGCCCAGGCGCUGGACGUCCCGCUGUCCAAGGUGCCAGCCUCCCGGGCGGCCUCCCGGCUGCAGGCGCUGACGCUGGGCCUGGCUGCCCGAGUGUGCGACCUGGAGCGCAGACUGGCAGCUGCGGAGGAGACCGCCGCCAGCCCCCGGAAGAAGCCGCGGCCUGCGGGCCCUCAGCUCUUCCUACCAGACCCUGACGCUCAGAGAGGCGGCCCCGGAGCUGGGGUGAGGAGGCGUUGCCCUGGAGAGUCCCUCAUCAACCCCGGCUUCAAGAGCAAGAAGCCAGCUGCUGGCGUCAACUUUGACGACUCCUGAAGGCGCAGUGCGGCAUCGCCCUGGGGAGCCUGCCUGGAGGGGUGGCCGGAGGCCCCACCCCCCUGCCCACCCCCUCUGGGGCGCCCUCCCCCAUCAAAUAAAGAGUCCUCAGGUGGAGGCCCUGGCCGGGCUCUGGCUGCUGGCGAUGAGGGCCCGGGCUGCUGUCUGGGUCUGGGGGCACAGGGUGGAAAGGGGUCCCCGGCUCUACUGUCCAUGUCCCCUCCAAGCCUGGGUGUGGGCGUCAGGCCCCCCGGGCCUGUUUCCAUCCCCAAAGGGUGCAGACGCCCCUAGAGGGCGCUGAGUCGCGGCCAGGACGGCGGAGCGCGCAGCAGGUCCAGUGUGAGGCCGCGGCCUGCUGCUCGGAGAGUGGACGAAGGUGCGACCGCCACUGGCCCGAAGCCAGGGCUGCCCUGGCUCUCGGCCCCACCCUCCUGGGUCAGCCUGCCACCCCGCGCCGGCCUGACUGGUUUGGGAGCCCAAUCCAGUCUGCCGCCUGCAGGGCGGGGUGUGGCGCCCCGGGCGGGCCACCGUCCUCUGGGGCUGAGCCUCCCAGAGCUGGGCGCUCGGUGCCUCGGACAUCAGGACACGCUCGCUGGGGCAGAGAUGCUUUUAUGGGCGGGAGGAGCGGGGCGGGGCGCGGGCGGGGGGGUGCUAGCCGGGCACUAGCGGGGGUGCACGGCGGGCCGGUAGGCCGCCAGGAUCUCGGCGCUGUGCGGACACGUGUACUUGAACUCCUUCUCCUGCAGCGCGCUGUCCAGGUAGCGGCGCACGCGGCGCAGCUCGGCGGGGAUGGGCGCCCCGCGGAAGUGCGC
Messenger RNA from Condylura cristata (star-nosed mole), 1664 nucleotides. RefSeq names its product chromosome unknown open reading frame, human C9orf142 (gene PAXX). Gene Ontology annotation, biological process: double-strand break repair via nonhomologous end joining. The transcript has 7 exons. Bases 1 to 852 code for a protein of 283 amino acids. NCBI's taxonomy places the organism in Eukaryota, Metazoa, Chordata, Mammalia, Eulipotyphla, Talpidae. Gene Ontology annotation, cellular component: nucleus; nonhomologous end joining complex; site of double-strand break. The record is from RefSeq and is a predicted model, not a curated record. Gene Ontology annotation, molecular function: molecular adaptor activity.